UAGACCUUACUCCUGAGGUUUGUGUGGCUGAGUUUUAAGUCGCCUGGUGAAGUUCGUGAACUGGCUCUUGCUUGUUUCAGCAAACCUCUCAAACGUAUCUUUUUUGACUUAAGUAGCAACAGUGGCCAAGUCGAUUGGCCGUGGCCAGCGACCCUCCCUGUGGCUGAGGCGUUCUGAGGGAGGGGAGAGGGGCGCGCCAUGUUCUCUCCCUGCUCGGGCUGGGGGCUUGGCUUCCUCCGGCUCUGUCAGCUCAGAGUAUGGGCCGGCGUUGGGCGCCUGGCUUGUCGGGGUUGCCAGGGUCGGCCUUAUGGCUCAGGUGGGGGCGAGAGUCGGUGUGGGUCCGAGCCCGAGGUCCCUCCGCCUGGCCCGGCGCCCCGGACUCUGAAGGAAUGGACGCUGCUGGUGAGCCCGUUCGGUCGGCUGCGGGCGCAGCUCCCGUGCCACCUGGCCGUGAGGUCCCUGGACCCCCUCACCUACCCGGACGGCGACCGCGUUCUGGUCGCGGUGAGCGGCGUGGAGGGCGGGGCGCGGGGCCUUGACGGCCUGCAGGUGGAGUACGACGAGGUGCUGAAGGAGAUGGCCAUCGUGUCUGACACUAUCGAUCCCCAAGCGUCUGUGGAGGUGAACGCGCCCCUCAAAUUUGAUAUAAGUAUAAAGUCAUCAGGAUCUGGCUGUGUAAAAAUCCAAAAUAUUGAGUGUGAUAAUUGCAAAAUUGAAACUGAGCAGGGGACCAGCAUCUUACAGUCUGUGAAGAGUCAAAAAUUACAUGUUCAGACAAAAGGAGGCAAAGUGAUCUGUCUGGGAACAGUUCAUGGAAAUAUCGAUAUUCAUGCAUCAGAUACAAGUACUGUGACCAUAGAUAAACUACAGGGAAGUUCUAUUAAUGUAUCUACUGAAGAUGGUUUGCUGAAAGCUGAGUAUCUUUAUACAGAAUCAUCAUUUCUAACUUCUGCUGCUGGGGAUAUUACAUUAGGAAGCAUUCAUGGUAAUAUAACAUUACAAAGCACAAUGGGUAACGUCACAGUAGAUUCAUCCUCUGGAUGUCUAAAAGCCUCAACUCAUCAGGGUGCCAUAGAUGUUUAUGUCAGCCAACUGGGGAAAGUGGAAUUGAAAUCCCUUAAAGGCUCUGUUAUUGUCAAAGUCCCGUCUUCUCUUCAAGCUCAUUUACAGUUAUCAGGGAAAGAGGUUGAUAUUGACUCAGAAGUUCAUAUUCAGGAAAUGGCUAAAGCUCAUAAAGAUCAUGGUAUAACAAUUACUGGACUCAUGAAUCAAGCAAGCAAACAUGAAAAAUGGAUUAAGGCUGAUGCCCCAAAAGGCACUGUAAGUUUUAGAAGUCAGAGCUGGUUUCAGUCCCUGAAACUGCGGGACUAAGAAUGGUUUGAGUUGUAUUUAUGAUUUUUAACGAUUACCAGAUCUGUGACUAUAAAACUGAAAAUACCACUGUUCAUAUAAAUGUUGAAAUCAACAAAUUGGGAGUGAACACUGAUGAGUUGUCUUAGAGUGGCUUUUUCAAAAUUUGUACUUAGCUAUUUGUUUUCUAUUGCUCUGUAACAAAUGGCAAACAAACUUUGUAGCUUAAAAUAAUACCCAUUUAUCAGCUCACAUUUGUGUAGGUCAAGAGCCCAGCAUGGCUAGGUUCUCUGCUCAAGAUAUCACAGGGUUGGAAUCAAGGUGUUGGCUAGGCUGAGUUCUGACCUGGAGACUCUGAGGAGAAAUCUACUUUCAAGUUUAUUCAAAUUAUUAGCAAAAUCCAGUUCCUUGAGACUACAUAACUGAGGUCUCCAUUUUCUUGGAGUGAUUGUUGACAGCAAGCUCCUGGAAGCCACCAAAUCUCUUCUCAUGUGGCCCCAUACAUCGUCAAGCCAGCAAUGAUGCACUGAGUCCUUCUCAUGCUUUGAAUAUCUGACUUCUACAACCUGUGCUUUUAAGGGCUCACUUGAUUAGAUAAGGCCCACCAAGGAUAAUCUUUGUCUUGCCAUAUAAUGUAACAUAAUCAAUCAUGAGAAUGAUACCUCAUCAUAUUUAUAGUUUCCACUCCCACUCAAAGGGAGGAGAUUAUACAAAGGCAUCAGUCACGGUGGGGGGCAGUUAUCUUAGAAUUCUUUGUACUAUAGUUCUCAUGUGACAGGUUUUCUACUUAGUACCUUUUAAGGCAUCAAUGUAAAUUUAAACUGUGAAUAAAAAACAUAUAAACGUAAAGAAUUGCUACCAGUUCUUAAUAUCUUUCAUGUAAUUUAAGACAUACCUCUGUGGGGGGAAGAGCAUUCAGCUAUUUUAUAGCCUGAUGUAUGAAGACAGAUUUUCACUUGUAUAAGGUGUACUAUGUAAAAUUAUUUUAUGAAUCCCAUUUCUUUCAAACUUUACUCAUCUACUACUGGAACAUUUAAGUUACACAACAUUGAAGAAACCUGU
Cynocephalus volans (Philippine flying lemur) is the source of this 2412-nucleotide messenger RNA. RefSeq names its product family with sequence similarity 185 member A (gene FAM185A). Lineage: Eukaryota; Metazoa; Chordata; Mammalia; Dermoptera; Cynocephalidae. The transcript is spliced from 8 exons. The record is from RefSeq and is a predicted model, not a curated record. Bases 199 to 1371 code for a protein of 390 amino acids.